This is a messenger RNA of Salarias fasciatus (jewelled blenny), 2120 nucleotides long. RefSeq names its product cholinergic receptor, muscarinic 5a (gene chrm5a). Gene Ontology annotation, biological process: chemical synaptic transmission; adenylate cyclase-inhibiting G protein-coupled acetylcholine receptor signaling pathway; G protein-coupled receptor signaling pathway, coupled to cyclic nucleotide second messenger. Lineage: Eukaryota; Metazoa; Chordata; Actinopteri; Blenniiformes; Blenniidae. The record is from RefSeq and is a predicted model, not a curated record. The transcript is spliced from 2 exons. Gene Ontology annotation, cellular component: synapse; plasma membrane; dendrite. Gene Ontology annotation, molecular function: G protein-coupled serotonin receptor activity; G protein-coupled acetylcholine receptor activity. The coding region runs from base 275 to 1855 and encodes 526 amino acids.
CACCUCCACCCGAGACCCCUCUGGCACGCGGGGGUCAAGCCAGCGGGAUUCCUCAUCCACCUCAAUCCUCUCCCCAACUGUGUUGUGAUCCUGUUCCUCAGCGGCACACUUGACCCCGAGGCUCCCCAGGCAAAACAAAGGGAUUAACUAUGAACUUCGCUCUCACCGGGAGACGCUGCCUUCCCCGGAACAGGAGGCUGUGACAUCCGAUGAAAACUCUUGAGUUCUCCACCUUGCAACACAAUGACUGAACUCCAGUAACCACGAGGCAGCCAUGGAGGGAGGAAGCAUUAUGAACUCCACGGUGAAUAACAGUGCCAUGGACGUCCAGCUGGUCACCCACAGCCUCUGGGAAGUGAUCACCAUCGCCACCGUGUCGGCCAUCGUCAGCCUCAUCACCAUCGUGGGGAACGUUCUCGUCAUGGUGUCGUUUAAAGUCAACAGUCAGCUGAAGACCGUGAAUAAUUACUACCUGCUGAGUCUGGCUGCUGCGGACCUCAUCAUCGGGGUCUUCUCCAUGAACCUCUACACCUCCUAUAUUCUGAUGGGCUACUGGGCCCUGGGUAACCUGGCCUGUGAUCUCUGGCUGGCGGUGGACUACGUGGCCAGUAACGCCUCGGUCAUGAACCUGCUGGUGAUCAGCUUCGACAGAUACUUCUCCAUCACCCGGCCUCUGACCUACAGGGCCAAACGGACUCCCAAGCGAGCCGGGAUCAUGAUCGGCUUAGCCUGGCUGGUGUCCCUCAUCCUGUGGGCCCCUCCUAUCCUCUGCUGGCAGUACUUUGUUGGAAAAAGGACUGUCCCCGAGAGGCAAUGCCAGAUCCAGUUUUUCUCAGAGCCUGUAAUCACCUUUGGGACGGCGAUCGCAGCCUUUUACAUUCCUGUCUCAGUCAUGACUAUCCUCUACUGUCGGAUCUAUAAAGAAACAGAGAAGAGGACAAAAGAUCUCGCGGAGCUCCAGGGGAUUAACUAUUCCUCAGACUCUGGGGCGAAUCAGCCUCAGAAGACCAUCAUCCGGUCUUGCUUCAGCUGUAAACUGAGAUCAGCUUCGCAGGACAGGAACCAGGCGUCCUGGUCGUCCUCCAGCAGGAGCAACGCUGCCAAAUCAGCAGCCUCCACCAACGACGAGUGGUCCAAAGCCGGUCAGCUGACCACCUUCAACAGCUACGCCUCGUCAGAGGACGAAGACAGGCCCGUGUCUCCGGGGGGCUUCCAGCCCUCCUUCAGGAACCCGGCCUGUGAGCCCGGGAAGAGUGGCGUGGGCAGCGAGAGCGAGCAGCUCAGCAGCUACGACGAGGACAGCUUCUUCCAGGCGCCGCCCAAAAGCAGCUCCCAGAAGAGCAGCAAGUGCGUCUCCUACAAGUUCAAGCCUGUGGUGAAGGACACUCCGGCCGAGCACCAGAGCAAGAACGGAGACACCAAGAGGGCUUCGUCAACGUUCUCCUCGGCCGAGUCCAUGAGCGUCCCGUCCACCUCCUCCACGUCCAAGCCCAUAGACGCCACCCUGAAGAACCAGAUCACCAAGAGGAAGAGGAUGGUGCUGAUCAAAGAGAGGAAGGCAGCUCAGACUCUCAGCGCCAUCCUGCUGGCCUUCAUCCUGACAUGGACGCCUUAUAACAUCAUGGUGCUGAUCUCCACCUUCUGCUCGGACUGCAUUCCCCUCUCGCUCUGGCAUCUGGGCUACUGGCUGUGCUACGUCAACAGCACCGUCAACCCCAUGUGCUACGCCCUGUGCAACAAGACCUUUCAGAAGACCUUUCGCAUGCUUUUACUCUGUCAGUGGAAGAAGAAAAGGAUUGAGGAGAAGCUUUACUGGUAUGGUCAAAACCCCGUGGUCAGCUCCAAGCUGACAUGAACUGCUUUCAAAAGACGGUGUUUAACAAAUAGCUGUUAAAAGAAACAAAAAAACACACAGCACGUCCCAAACAAUGAUCCUGGCUUCAUGGAGUUGAAUUUUAGCUAAAAUAAAUGUGUUGUUUCAAGAAGUUGGUGCAUCUUAUAGUGUUGCUGCCCAGUAAUCAGUAGGCCUGCUGUAGUGUUUGUUAAUCGCUGCUGAAACUCUGGAUGUGGAAAAAGCAUCACGUGGCACUGUGCAUUGGUUCAAAAAUGUUUUGGAAAAG